This is a messenger RNA of Pezoporus occidentalis (night parrot), 2163 nucleotides long. It is a transcript of the gene DPP7, whose product is annotated as dipeptidyl peptidase 7. The record is from RefSeq and is a predicted model, not a curated record. Gene Ontology annotation, molecular function: dipeptidyl-peptidase activity; serine-type exopeptidase activity. NCBI's taxonomy places the organism in Eukaryota, Metazoa, Chordata, Aves, Psittaciformes, Psittacidae. The transcript has 13 exons. Bases 68 to 1576 code for a protein of 502 amino acids. Gene Ontology annotation, cellular component: vesicle. Gene Ontology annotation, biological process: proteolysis.
GAUCAUGUGAGAGGCUGCCAGGAUCGCCCCGCGGCAGAACUGUCGUCGGUGGGAGCGGUUGGUUGUCAUGGAAACGCUGCUCCUGCUCCUCUUGCCGCUGGCCGCCGCCACCCAUCCCGCUGCCCGGGCAGCGGGGCCCGGCCUGGAGGAGCGGCUCUUCGAGCAGGUGCGGGACCACUUCACUUUCGAGAGCUGUGGCAACGAGACCUUUCCGCAGCGGUACCUGGUCACAGCAAAGUUCUGGAAGGAAGGAUUUGGACCCAUCUUCUUCUAUACUGGCAAUGAAGGUGACAUCUGGACUUUUGCUCAGAACUCUGACUUCAUAUUUGAAUUAGCAGAGGAACAGCAAGCACUUGUGAUUUUUGCUGAGCAUAGAUACUAUGGGAAGUCUCUCCCAUUUGGACUCGAAUCAACACAGCUGAAGAAGACUGGUCUGCUUACCGUGGAACAAGCCCUGGCUGACUAUGCAGUGCUAAUUACUGAGAUUAAGCAGCAGUAUGGUGCUGCAGACUGCCCUGUCAUUGCUUUUGGAGGCAGCUAUGGAGGAAUGCUCAGCGCUUACAUGAGGAUGAAAUACCCCAACAUUGUGGCUGGAGCAUUAGCUGCUAGUGCUCCUCUGCUGUCUGUGGCUGGGCUUGGAGACCCCACCCAGUUCUUCAGAGAUGUAACAGCAGAUUUUCAGAAGUCAAGUCCAGGCUGUGUCCCUGCUGUCCGCAAAGCCUUCCAGCAGCUCAAGGAUCUGUUCCUGAGCGGAGCCUAUGAUGAAAUUAGUAGUAAAAUGGCCACAUGCAGUAAGAUCUCUAACAAGGAGGAUGUUUACCAGCUUUUUGGAUUUGCUAGGAAUGCCUUCACCAUGAUGGCCAUGAUGAACUACCCUUACAAAACCGAUUUCAUGGGUCACCUCCCUGCCAAUCCGGUGAAGGUCAGCUGUGAACAAAUCCUUGCCCACACAGACCCAGUUCAAGGCUUGGCUGCUCUCGUUGGGGUGUUCUACAACUCCUCCGGCUUGGCGCAGUGCUAUGACAUAUACCAGCUAUACCAGUCUUGCGCUGACCCCACGGGCUGUGGCAUCGGCCCGGACGCUGAGGCCUGGGACUACCAGGUUUGCACGGAGAUCAACUUAACUUUCAACAGCAACAACGUGACUGAUAUGUUCCCCGAGAUGCCCUUCACAGAGGCCAUGCGGGAGCAGUACUGCUGGAGGAAAUGGCACGUGAGGCCACGAGCACACUGGCUGCAGAUAAACUUCUGGGGAGGAGACCUGAAAAGCGCAAGCAACAUCAUUUUUUCAAAUGGAGACUUGGAUCCUUGGGCUGGAGGAGGGAUAAAUAGCAGCCUCAGCCCUUCACUAAUUGCACUGACUGUUAGAGGAGGCGCUCAUCACCUAGACCUGCGAGGACACAAUCCAGCUGACCCCCCAUCGGUCACACAAGUGCGCAAGCUUGAAGCGAGCAUCAUCAACAGCUGGGUGAAAGCUGCAGGGAUGGAAAGGGCACAGAAGCGCCCAGGGGCUUCAGCUGUGAGUAUGUCCAGACCCACAGCCUCAGGCCUGGGAGUGAGGCUGCCACUACAAUAGAAGACAAAAGCCUGCUGAGCUAUGCCUGUGCCAUUUGAGGAAGUGUUAUCCAAGCUGGUGGAAAUUCACCCUUCUGAAGUGUCUUAGCUGCCCCUCAUCAAGCAUCAAAACAAAAGCAAAAUGCCAAAUCUAUGACAGAAGCCAAAAGCAUGUUGUGCAGCUCUUGUGCCAACCUGCUUGCAGUGAGAGGGCCCUGGAAGGCCCAAGAACCGCCACUAGCAUAAAAAGUGUGGUUGCAUGAGGCACCUUAAGGUUGAAGCUGAAUGAUUUUAGGCAAAAGGUGAAGAUUAGAUGACUAGAGUUGAAGAAGGGGUGGGGUCAUUACUUACACAGGUUCAGAGGACUCCACCAGAAACCAGUUACAUAAAAAAGACUCCGUUAGCCUCAUCCAGUGCUGGGGGUUUGGGUGGGUUUUUGGUUUGUUUUUAACUUGCUCAAGAGAUCUUUAGUCCUUGAGCUGGAGGUUUACACCUAGCAGUCAUCCUGCUGUACUGCUGUCACUCGAGAGCUGCGCAUUAGUGACCAGUAGAGCAGCUUGCUCCAGAUUAUCUUCAAUCUUUUUAAAAUAAAUUACAAGUCUGUUAAAA